AUGCGAACGCAUACGACGGUCAAAGGCUUCUGCCUGUGCCACAUACUCUGCGUGUGGCGUAUCAUCGGACGCCUGGGCAUCUAUCUGGGCUUCUACAAUGUGAGCUACACGGAGAGCGCGCACUUCGUGUGGGGCGAACUCUUCUAUGCGCAGAUGAUGACCGUGCUAAAUAUGAUUGGCUCAUUGGGCUAUCUGUGGCUCAGCCAGGGCUGGGCUUACGAUGAGCUGCUGUUCCUGCUCUUCGUUCCGCUCUACAUCUACUUUCUGCGGCUGCGCCAGCAUCUCACCAAGCUCCUGAAUGCUUGCACCCAAAUACACGCCACGCUGCAACGCGCGCUGGGCAACUGGAUGUGUGUGCCGCUCUGGCGAGAAUGUGCUCUCACAUUGAUGCUGUCCGCCGAGCUGCUGGCCCUGUUCUUCUGGCAGUUCCAUAUGUACUACAGCUAUCAGGCGUGCUUCAUAGCCGGUGCCGCUCUCAUCUACUACAUGCAUCUGCUCUUUCUGGGCAACUACCUCAUCUGGCUGGCCAGCAUCUAUCGCGCGCUGAAUGUGUUUCUUCAGCAGCACAUGAAGAGCUCUCGCCUAGCCACCCUGCGCACUAUACUGGGAGAGCAGCUGGGUAUUUGGUGUCUGCAUUGGAGCAUCAUACGCUACUUUGCUUUGCAUCUGCUUAGUUUUGUGGGCUUCAUUGCGAUUCGCUUCGGUCAGCUGCUCCUGGACUGGCAAUCCUCCGACCAGCUGAAUGUGGAUCGCACGCGCCUGUCUCAUCUGUUGCUGUUGCUGCUGACUUUUGUGACGCUGAUGCUCUGCUCGUACGAUGUGCAGGACCAGCACUGGAAGUUCUAUGACAACUAUUUGCAGUUGGAAGAUCGCUUGGAGUACUUCAAAUUGAGGUCCUGGUGCCUGCUGCGCCAACAGACCCUGCCCAUGCCCUUCGGCCUGCCCAUACAACGACUCUGCGUCAAGCCACAGCACAAACGAGACGUCAUCAGCAUGUUGUUUUUCAGCAAUUUGCCGGUGACUGAGCUGCGUCGCCAGCCCCUGCUUGUGGCCAUCCUGGGCCUCAGCUCUGAACACCUACAAUUGACGCUGCCCAUGCUGCUGAACAUCUCUAUCCGAGGGGGCUACGUAUUUCUACUCUCCCUCUAUCUAUACUCAGCCCAGCACGCAGAAAUGCAAAUUAACUUCUACAACGGCUAUACGAAACGCAAUUUCGAUAUAAAUGUUACCCAUGCAAUUAGCCAGAUAUAUCGCAGGUAUUCCCUUGAUGAAUUUGAGUGA
Drosophila hydei is the source of this 1281-nucleotide messenger RNA. RefSeq lists its product as uncharacterized. The coding region runs from base 1 to 1281 and encodes 426 amino acids. The transcript has 2 exons. The record is from RefSeq and is a predicted model, not a curated record. Lineage: Eukaryota; Metazoa; Arthropoda; Insecta; Diptera; Drosophilidae.